AUGGAUUCCUUCGGUAAUGACAGCAAAAAGGGCGCAACCCACGCGACGUUGCCAAAUGAGAAAAAUCAAAAUAUCCUGAUCGGGAUGCGCGAUGGCGUCAGCGGGGACUUCAAACUAGUGCCGCGAAAAGAUGCAGUCGUAUCGGUGUUCGACUCGAACUUCUUGAUAGGCGAUGGUAUAUGGGAAGGAGUUCGCGCCAGAAACGGUCGAAUCCAGUUCGCCAAAGAUCACAUCAACCGGCUAUUCCAAUCUGCAAAAGCAAUGUUCAUGGAUCUUGGACUAUCCAAACUCCAGCUCCUGGAGCUUCUUCACAAGACUCUCGAUGCAAACGAGAUGUCCAAUGAGCCAUACGUUCACAUCCGACUGGUUGUAAGCCGAGGCUUAAAGUCGACACCCUACCAGAAUCCCUCGGUGAACAUAGGUCUCCCAUUGAUUGUGAUCAUCCCCGAGAUCAAGGCCACAGACCCAGGUGUCAAGAGGCACGGACUCAAGCUGAUCACAUCGCACAUCCGUCGAGGACCACCGGAUGUCAAAGAUGAGAUGUGGAAUCAUAUCUCCAAAGCAACGGAUGUACAAGCAUGUAUCGGAGCGAACGUCACUGGGGCGGAUGAAUCCUUGAUGCUGGACUUGAAUGGAUUCGUCAAGACAUGCAACUCAACGAAUUUCUUCAUUGUUCGUGACGGCGAAGUAUGGGCUCCGACGAAGAAUAAUCAGAUGCAGGGCAUUACCCGCCAAAAGUCGAUUGAUGUGUGCCGCGCCAAUGGUAUCCCGGUUCGAGAGCUCGAUUUUACUCUCACGGAGGCAUAUGGAGCCGAUGAGGCUUUUUGUACAGGAACCUUCCCCUCACAGAUCCAUGUGCGAGAGAUUGAUGGGCGGCAAAUUGGGAGUGGGAAACGUGGGCCGAUUACGGAGCGUAUCCAGCAGUUAUAUGUGAAGAUGGUGAUUAGGGACACGGAAAGAACACGGGAGGAGAUUCAGCAGGACGUUGAAGCACCACUCUCAUCUAAGCUUUAG
Molecule: messenger RNA, 1014 nt
Organism: Penicillium longicatenatum
Lineage: Eukaryota; Fungi; Ascomycota; Eurotiomycetes; Eurotiales; Aspergillaceae
Product: aminotransferase class IV
Exons: 3
Coding region: 1-1014 (337 amino acids)
Biological process (GO): carboxylic acid metabolic process
Molecular function (GO): catalytic activity
Source: RefSeq, a predicted model, not a curated record